AUGUCGUCUACAGUCAUUCUAGAUAAUGGAUCUUUCAACAUUAAGGUCGGAUACAACACAGCAGAUGUCAAAGACAUAAAGAAAGUUCAAAAUACAAUUUGCAGAACUAAAGACAAGAAAUUAUUAAUCUCCAAUCAAAUACACAAUGUUAAUGAUAUCAGUGGGAUAACUUUCAAAAGACCAAUUGAAAAAGGGAAUUUAGUUAGUUGGGAAGUUGAAAAACAAAUCUGGGAUUAUGCGUUCACUUCAAGAGAUGUUGACUUAGACGUUGACCCCAGUGAUACCCAUUUGAUAUUAGGUGAAACUCCAUUUACAUUACCACAAUUGUCAAUUAAUACAGAUCAGAUAAUAUUUGAAGAGUAUGGAUUCCAGUCUUUAUACAGAAACCCUAUGGCUGGCUUCAUACCGUGGAAUUAUGGAAAGAAUGAAACUUUAUAUGAACCCAAAAUAGAGAAUGAUAUAUCGGGUAUUAAAAAUUAUGCUGAUUUCCAAUUAGUUAUAGAUUCAGGAUUUAAUGCAACUUGGAUAAUACCAAUAAUUAGAGGUGUUGUUUACUGGAGAGGUGUGAGGAAGUUUGAGAUAGGGGGUAGAUUUCUCUCGGGGGUUCUUCGAGAAUAUGUUUCAUUUAGACACUAUAACGUUACUGAUGAAACUAUUUUGGUCAAUAACAUCAAAGAAAAAUCCUGUUUUGUUAGUUUGGAUUAUAAUGAAUCACUAAAGAUGAUUAAGCAAAACAAAAAUAAUAAAGACCACAUUAUCGAAUAUGUUUUACCAGAUUUCAAUACAACAACUCAAGGGUAUGUCCUUACACCAGAAUUGAAACAAAAAUACAAACCACAAGAACAACAAAUUUUGAGACUAUAUGAUGAAAGGUUCUCAGUGCCUGAAACGAUAUUCCAUCCUGAGAUUGUCAAUGUUAACAAUAAACCAGGCUUAGUGGAGACGAUAAUGGAUAGUAUUUAUACGUUACCAGAAUUGAUUAGACCAUUGAUUGUCUCAAAUAUUAUCGUCAUUGGUGGGAAUUUCGAGAUGGAAAACUUUGAGAAAAGGUUAUCAAAUGAAUUGAAAAUUGUUUUACCUGUUGAAUGGGAUGUUAGAAUUGGUAAACCAUCAAAUCCUACAACUUAUGGUUGGGAAUCUGCCAAAGUUUUCAGUGAGAAUGAAUCAUAUAGAAAUGUAAGAGUCUCUAAACAAGAUUAUGAAGAGCACGGUUCACAGUGGUGUCAACAAAGGUUUGGAUUUCAAUUAUGA
Messenger RNA from Hansenula anomala, 1251 nucleotides. RefSeq names its product Arp6p (gene ARP6). Gene Ontology annotation, molecular function: nucleosome binding. The record is from RefSeq and is a predicted model, not a curated record. Gene Ontology annotation, cellular component: Swr1 complex. Lineage: Eukaryota; Fungi; Ascomycota; Saccharomycetes; Phaffomycetales; Wickerhamomycetaceae. The transcript has a single exon. Bases 1 to 1251 code for a protein of 416 amino acids.